Molecule: messenger RNA, 1625 nt
Organism: Triticum urartu
Lineage: Eukaryota; Viridiplantae; Streptophyta; Magnoliopsida; Poales; Poaceae
Biological process (GO): protein ubiquitination
Molecular function (GO): ubiquitin protein ligase activity
Source: RefSeq, a predicted model, not a curated record
AUGGAACCACCCGGUUCAGGAGCGGAACCGGUCGAGGACGACCACAUCCAAGAACCGGCCCGUGGGCGCUCCAAGUCCAACGCCUCCUCCAAUGGGCCCCCGAGCGCUGCUGUGCCGCCACCUCCCCGCGCGACGCCCCUCCACCUCGACCGACCCCGCCGCGAGCACGCCGGAGGCGGCGCCGAUGGGUCGAGCUCCGUCGCGGCGGGGGGCGACCGGAAGGGCAAGGGGACGCUGCCGCCCAAGGUCAUUCCUUCUCCUCCGAGCUCCGCGGGCAGCAGCAGCUCCUCCACCCGCUCCCUCGACUACGCCGCCGCAUUGAGAGGCGGGGCCCUCGGAGGCGGGGAGUCGAGCUCCGCGGCAGGCGGCAGCAAGGCGCGGGUGACCAGGAGCGACCCCGGCGCGGCGGAGACGAGGGGGGUGCCGACGCGGCGGCGCAUCCGUUCGACCCCAAGCUGGUGUCCAGGCAGCGGCUGGCAGCCGUCGACAAGGAGAACAGGCGAUGGGAACAGCAGUUCAACUCGUUGCGCGCGGAAGAGGCGAUGCAGAGGAAGGAGCAGGCAGUGGUUCGAUUCAGAGAAAAAAAGAGGCUACUCCAAUGGAUCGAGCUCCUCCGCGACAGGGGUCAACCGGAAGGGAAAGGGGAUGCUGCCCCUCAAGGCCAUUCCUUCUCCUCCGAGCUCCGCAGGCAGCAGUAGCUCCUCCACCCACUCCCUCGACUACACCGCCGCAUUGAGAGCUGGGGCCUUCGGAGGCUGGGAGUUGAGCUCCGCGGCGGGCGGCAGCAAGGCCCGGGUGAUGUGGGGCGACCCCUUGGCGGCGGAGAUGAGGGAGGUGACCAACGCGGCGGCGCAUCCGUUCGACCCCAAGAUGGUGUCCAGGCAGCGGUGGCUGGUGAAAGAGCAGGCGGCCGUCGACAAGGAGAAGAGCCGACGAGAACAGCAGUGGUUCGAUUCACCGAAAAAUGGAGCUCGUUCCAAUGAGGUUCCAGUAAAGUGGUCUUAUAAUAAUGAUGAUGAAAUUCCGUACCCUUUAUACGCUGAAUUUUGUGGAGAUUAUUCCUCCUCGUCCCCAAGAAGAGAGUGGAGCGAUGUAAGAAUUGUCAGGAGACUCCGAGGAUUGCGUUGGCAAGAGAGGGUCGCUGCUCGUACUCACUUCAGAGAGCUACGUGAUAGUUGGGUAGCUGCUAGACGCAAGCCUAGUUCUUUAUUCAUGUCAGCAAUGGACCAAGUUAGGGACGGGAAGGCUAAGGAGUACAGCGGCGGUUGCGCAAUUCCCGGAUAUCUUACAUGUCCGUUGUCUGGGGAGCUCAUGAUAGAUCCCGUGACAAUUGCUACAGGGAAGACAUUCGAGCGACACUUCCUGAAGGGCUGGUUCGAGAAGAAGGGACACAUUUGUCCUCUGACCAACGAGACCGUGUCAAGCACCAUCAUCCGGAAUGACCGCAUCCGAGGAUACUUAGAGGAGUGGAAUGAAGUGAUGGAAGAAGAGUAGUGCUGAUAUGUGUGUUUGUCGAAUUACAUUUACAGUGCUGCUACUUUUCUCCUAGUUGGAAAAGAUUAAAAAAUCAUUAGUACAAUUCUGCUUGUGACUUGCUAAGUAAUUUCAGAAUCAUCAUUGGAGUA